Messenger RNA from Zea mays, 882 nucleotides. RefSeq lists its product as uncharacterized. The transcript has a single exon. The record is from RefSeq and is a predicted model, not a curated record. Bases 180 to 593 code for a protein of 137 amino acids. NCBI's taxonomy places the organism in Eukaryota, Viridiplantae, Streptophyta, Magnoliopsida, Poales, Poaceae.
UUGGCAGUGGCACCGAGGACCGAACCGUUGGCGGCGUUGCGGCUCUUCAUUUUGAAACGGACAUGGCUGGCAUCAAGCACCUCCAAUUCUUUCCGGCGUUCUAGCCUCCCAGUUCCAGGUUGUAGCUGCCCAAACCAAAGCCAUCCCACAGGGCCUCCGCUCUACCUGUAGCCCGAAAAAUGGAAGGGGACGCGGUUCUUUCGAGCAUGGAUUCCCUGUGGUUCUACUCCAGCGUCUUCCUCCGGCAGCCCUCCAAGCACAAGGGGAGCGAGUGCGCAGAAGAGCCGCAGCAAGAUUGGGCAGGAACCAACAAGACGACCAGCGGCCGCCCUUGUUGCCAGGCUCCCAAAUGCGCCAAGGAGGCAGCGGGGCGAAGAGCGGAGGGGGGAACGGUGCGAAUUGCGCCUGCAACGGGCCGCGGGGAGUGGGAUGAGCGCAUGGUUGCUUGGCAGAAGGAGCAGAGGCGGCGGGCGCUGGUUGCCGCGGCAGCCCGGUGCUCGCCGGCGACGAUGCCGCCGCCUGGUGGAGAAGGCGUGGCCAUGAAGGCGCAUCUCAGGUCGUGGGCCCACGCGGUCGCUUGCUCCGUCAGAUGAGGGCUCUCCAUUCAGGAACCUAUGGAAAGUAGAUUUUUUUUGCUCCAUCUCUGAACGACGGCAUCUCUUCAUGGUUGUGCUUGCGGAUUAUUGUGGUUUAUGCAGUUCGUCUUUCAGGUACGAUCACUCGAGGCUCGCAUAAAGGCAAGCGAUUCAUUUGAUACCCAGUAUAAGUAUGUGUCCGUGUUAUACAGAUUAUGAUUGUAAGAGUAGCAAUGUGUCGCUUUCUGUGUACACUUGUUUUGCAUCUGGAAUCUGAUAAAACUCUAUGCUGCUGUUUGUUUCGUUA